CAAAAUUGUUGUUUGACCUUUCCCAGUUCCGUAGGCGUUGUUCAUACGCUGUGAUAACAGUGUCUACAAUCCAAAGCAAACGGCCCUUUCUCUUCUGAUAGUGUAAGGAAAAAGAGCCACCAAAAAUGACAACAGCCGCGAGACCGACGUUUGAGCCAGCGAGAGGAGGGAGAGGGAAGGGAGAGGGCGAUCUCAGUGCGUUGUCCAAACAGUACUCAAGCCGAGAUCUGCCUGGUCACACUAAGAUCAAGUACAGGCAGCUUACCCAGGAUGCCCCCGAGGAGGUGCGUGCUCGGGACUUCCGCAGGGAGCUGGAGGAGAGGGAACGUGUUGCUGUCCGGGAGAAGACUAGAGAGAGGGGACCAAGAGAACACACCACAUCCUCAUCUUCAUCCUCUAAGAGGCCCAGACUAGAUCAAAUCCCUGCUGCCAACCUGGAUGCAGAUGACCCUCUCACUGACGAUGAGGAGGAGGAUGAUGACUCUGAGGAGGACAGUGAUGACGAUGACACUGCGGCUCUGCUGGCUGAAUUGGAGAAAAUCAAGAAGGAGCGGGCUGAGGAGCAGGAACGCAAGGAGCGGGAGCAGAAAGCAGAGGAGGAGAGGAUCCGCAUGGAGAACAUCCUUAGUGGGAAUCCUCUGCUCAACCUGGCUGGACAGCAGCAGCAGCAGCAGCAGCAACAGAUAGUCCCCACCCCGAGUGCCUUCAGCGUCAAGAGAAGGUGGGACGAUGACGUCGUGUUCAAGAACUGUGCAAAGGGAGUGGAUGAGGCACGCCGGGAGAAACGCUUUGUCAAUGACACACUGCGCUCGGAGUUCCACAAGAAAUUCAUGGAGAAAUAUGUGAAGUAGGACUUGCAGCUCUGCUAUGAAGGUGUUCCAUUUCUCUCUGGUCUGUUCUCAGUUCUAAGAGGACAAGGAGGAUGUGAUAGAGAUUGGUCUGAAAACAUUGAAUGAACCUGAAGAAUGGUAUCAUCUGUUGACAUGGAACACGCACAAAAUCCUCUGUAUAUAAAGUAAUCUAAUGCCUGACCUGAAAACAAAUUUUAACUAGUUUUGUUUCGUGUACAAUCAUUUUCCACCCCUGAAAGGAAUGGUUGCAAAAGUGACAUCAUCAAUGUCAACUUGUUGUUAUUUAACUUUUACCUUUUUUAUGCGCCAAUGUCAAUAAACCAACAAAAAAGAAAACCCUGUGUCUGUGAGAGGGCCUUGAUGCUUUUCUCAGGGAUUUUAGCUUUGUGUCCGGGAGUUAGAAUUCUGCAAUGACUUCCAUUAAAAGCCCGGCAGCAACACUUUUUUGAAAGUGACUUUCAAAUUGAAAGUCGUGAAACAUAAUAAGGAUUGAUGUCAGCCUAAUUGAGGUGUAGAUUACAACACAUUCCAGUGUUUGAACUUGUAACAGACUGCGUGGGAUUGUGCAUCCAAUGUCAAUGUCCACGAUGGGUAUAAUGGGAGCCACUUGCUGAUUUCACAGCUCCAACACAGUUACACCCCCAACAUCGCCUAAAUAAUAAACAAUGGAACUGCCAUGCAGUUGUCAGUUAUCACCGGUUAAGGAGGAUCUGAUUGAAUCAAGCCCACGCCUGUGAGCCCAGAAUCUGGACUCUGGGGUGGCCGUAACAUAAUAAAUGUAAAUCUGUCUCCAUACAUUUAGUAUAUGUUACAUUUUGUAUGUAUUAAUUAACUACAUUUCUUAAGUGGUCCGUGAUCAGAUUUGAACACGCAACCUUUGCUAGACGUUUGUUUUUUCUACGCCCCCACCCUGACCAACCUCCUCCUUUAGUUUUUGCCGCAAGUAACCUGUCUUAUGUAACUAUGUAACCAAAUGUUGUUUUUUAAAAAUCUCUGUGCCCUUGAGCAAGGCACUUAACCCUAAUUGCUCUGCAUAACUAAAAUGUAACGUGACAUACUAAUUUGAGUGUCCCGGAUUUAUAUUUGCUAUGUUACGUCUAGUCUGAGACCAGGCUGAUAUUGUGCACCACACAGUUCAACAUUGCAGAGAAACAUGAAAAGAUUCAUAGAGAACUGUUGUCUGCUAUGAUGAGCUAAGCUGUUCCCACUGAAUAAUGGUCUUUUUAGAGCAAAGGUAUGGUUUCUCGCAUGUGAAUUUAAGCUUGCCAGAAAUUAUUUUGUCUCAUGGUGAAAACGGAAAACCUCUGUAUAUUUGUGUGUAUAUAUAUACUGAGCAAAAAUAUAAACGCAACAUGUAAAGUG
Messenger RNA from Oncorhynchus gorbuscha (pink salmon), 2213 nucleotides. Its product is annotated as protein CWC15 homolog. Lineage: Eukaryota; Metazoa; Chordata; Actinopteri; Salmoniformes; Salmonidae. Gene Ontology annotation, cellular component: catalytic step 2 spliceosome. The coding region runs from base 126 to 851 and encodes 241 amino acids. The transcript is spliced from 7 exons. The record is from RefSeq and is a predicted model, not a curated record. Gene Ontology annotation, molecular function: RNA binding. Gene Ontology annotation, biological process: mRNA cis splicing, via spliceosome.